CGCCAUCUGAAGGCUUAGCGCAGCGCAUCCAUGCUGCAGUUUGGUAGUAAGUGAGAGGAGGCGACUGAGGCAGGUGAGGGAGAGAGAAAAAGAGAGAGGGAGGAAGAGUCGGUGAUACUUUUCUGCACUUCAGCACACACAGACACACACACACGGUGUGGGAAGACGACAGGCUCGGAGCCUGGGCAAAGCUGCUGUUGUUCGCACGCUGUUCUCUUUUCCUCCCCCUGGCACCGCGCGCACUCGCCAAGCCGCACUGUUUGGAGAUAGUCCGCGCGGAAAGUUUUUUUUGGGGAGCAUACUGUCUGGAGCCGAUUAAUUGUGGCAUCUGUUUUUUUUUUUCUUUUUGCAAGGCGGAUGACUUAUUGUUUUUGCAUGUGAGGACUUUAAAGUCGGGCGGAGGAAUUGUCAAAGUCGUUUUUGCACAGAAUGGAAGGUAAAUUGACGAGUCGUUUGUGGCGAGGAUCACCGUGUGGAGCUCUCCGCAGGUAAAACACGCAAUGACCUGAGCGUGCUCGCGGUUGGAUUUAAUGUUUCUAGCAAGUUUUCCCAUGCUUUCUGGUUGACAGAGAUUAGCUGCAGUCUGGAACAGCUUUUAUUUGGAUAGGGACUAUAAAAGUAGGCCGCUUCCAAUUAGAAGUUAAUCGACAUCUGACGUUUACGCCGCUGCAACUUUGGCUUGCCGUAGAUUGUUUCAGUUGUUUAAAUUCACCGUAAAGUCACGCACUGAUUCGUUUAAGGAACUGAUUAAUUCCUUACACUGUUUUGGACAUUUUAUACAAACCCACUGCUUCUUACAAGCUCUCUAAACUGUUGGGCGCACGGAGCGCAGUCACCGAUUGUUCACCAAACAUCAAACCGGAGGAAAUCUCGUUUUACACGUAAUUCACCCCAACCAAGCACUUUCCAAGAGGUCCGGAUAAAACGACCUGACUUGUGUGCAAAGCAGCGGAAAAGGAAAUCUGAAAUCCACCUGGCCUGCUCUGGGAUUAUUGGUCUGAUAUCGUCUGCAGAAAGUGGAUUAGAACCUCUGACGGACUGUGCUCCCUGAUCAGCGGCAGUAUGAACCUGAGGCUGGGCUGUGCGUGUCGGCCGGUUAGCUGGCCCUUUGGCACCGUGUUGGACUCCAGACAUUGUGUGUUUGCCCUCACACUCCUCACACUCCUGAUGCAGGUGGUUGUGGAGGCCAACUCGUGGUGGUCUCUGGCCAUGAACCCUUUACUGAUCCCUGAGGCCUACAUCAUUGGUGCCCAGCCUCUGUGCAGCCAGCUGGAGGGCCUGUCACAGGGCCAGAAGAAGCUGUGCCAGCUCUACCAGGACCACAUGCAGUUCAUCGGUGAGGGUGCCAAGACCGGCAUCAGAGAGUGCCAGUACCAGUUCAGACACCGGCGCUGGAACUGCAGCACGGUGGACAACUCCUCUGUGUUUGGACGGGUCAUGCAAAUAGGCAGCCGAGAAACGGCGUUCACUUAUGCCAUCAGCGCAGCAGGGGUGGUAAACGCGGUGAGCCGUGCCUGUAGAGAGGGGGAGCUCUCCAGCUGUGGGUGCAGCCGCGCAGCACGCCCCAAGGACCUGCCGCGAGACUGGCUGUGGGGUGGCUGUGGAGACAACCUCAUCUAUGGCUACAGGUUCUCCAAGGAGUUCGUGGAUGCACGCGAGAGGGAGAAGAGCUACCCGAAGGGCUCGUAUGAGAGCGCACGGCUGCUGAUGAAUAUUCACAAUAACGAGGCAGGAAGGAGGACGGUGUCCGACCUUGCCCACGUGUCUUGCAAGUGCCACGGGGUGUCAGGCUCCUGCAGCCUGAAGACCUGCUGGCUGCAGCUGGCAGACUUCCGCAAGGUGGGCGACUUGCUGAAGGAAAAGUACGACAGCGCUGUCGCCAUGAAGCUCAACACACGUGGGAAGAUGGUGCAGAUGCACAGCAAGUUCAACCCCCCCACCAGCCACGACCUGGUGUACAUCGAGUCCAGUCCAGACUACUGUCUGAAGAACCAAAGCACUGGCUCCCUGGGCACAGUGGGGCGCCUUUGCAACAAGACCUCAGAGGGCAUGGAUGGGUGUGAGUUGAUGUGCUGUGGCCGCGGCUACGACCAGUACAAAGCCCAGAUAGUGGAGCGCUGCCACUGCAAGUUCCACUGGUGCUGCUACGUCAAGUGCAAGCGCUGCACCAAAAUCGUAGACCAAUUCGUCUGCAAGUGAGAAGAGAGGUGCAGCCUGUGUGUGUGUGUUUGCAGACGAUGGGCAAACAUCUGUUUGUAUCCAUGAGCAGCAGCGAAAAAAGGAGUUGAACAGAGAGAAUGGAAGAAAGAAACUAUAUAAAUUAUAUUUAUAGAGUUAAACAAUUAUGCCAUUGCAAAAAGACUGACUCUUUUUCUUUUUAAAAAAAUGUUAUGUCUUCGGAAACUGAGAGUAUCAUGAAAUAUUUAUUUUGAGAUUGUUGUGUUCUAUUCUGGCCCAGUCAUCACCAGCCGAUUUAACCCCCUUCAAGUGCCUAAAACUGGCUGGGAAUCCUCACCCUCCCCUUUCUGAGUCCAAAAAAUACCAAUUUUCUUGUCAGAUGGGUCACACUGAUUGCAAAAUUGGACUGUGCUUCCCAUUUUGUUGAUUACAAGGCGAAGUCGUCUAAGAGGUCCUAGUUUGUUGUUUGAAAAUGACUGUUCUGAGAGGCCUGUGAACUGUAGUGUAUGGAUUUUUUAUUUUUUCACAUGGGCCCAGAACCAAACCAGCCUUCACGUCCUUACUGAACUCUGCCUGUCACAUGUAGAGUAAGGAAAACUGUUGUUUGGUACAAGUCCCUGGAGUACAAUAGGUACAAUAUGAGGGCUGUUUUGGGGUUUGGGCCAUUUAUUAAGCUUUCCCCGAAGCCUUAGAGGCCCCCAGGUGCUGCAACAAGCCCUCCACCAUUAUGCACUUUGAUACAGAGGCUUAAACCUAACUGUAUGUGUCUGUUCAACUGUUUUUAACUACAGUGCAUCAGCAAAUAUAUUUACUUAUAGUCUACAUUCUUUUCCAUAUUAAUUCAGAUUAUCCAUUUAACAUUAUUCUACAAUACUUAACAUGGUUUAAAUAUAUAUGGGCAAUGUUGUGGUUACAGUGGUGAAAUAUUCCAUGCUCUGUGUAUAUAGUAUGUCUAUCCAACCAAUCAAUAAACUGUAUUUAUUUUCUUACACAGAUCUUUAACAGAAAAGCAUCAUCUCCAUCAUAGAUUCAUAUUUAGUUGGACAGCCCAGAGUCUUCAUGUCACUGUUUUAAACAUUGUUUUCACACUAAUACAGCUUUUCACUGUUUUUCUAAAGGGAAAUGCACCUUAUUGUUUCGAAACACACGUUCUGUCUUCUCACUCAUGUUCAGAUUUACUGUUACACAUUUGUAUUAAUAUACACACAUAAAUAUCACAGAUGUUCAGAUUUGAUCUUCAGCACACUUUUUCCAGUACCACUCAGUUAACUGCUCACAAUCCCUGUGAUGAUUCUCCAUAGACAGACUAUUUCUACCAAUCCAACUAUGUAUAUUUAUAAGCUUCUCCAUGAACUUUGAGGUUUGUUAAUGUGUUAUAGCGGAUAUUUUGUUACUUUUUACAAAUUGGCUCAAUGCUCUACUUUGUUUCAAUAAAUAUCAAAUGUAAAAACAGCAAA
Molecule: messenger RNA, 3635 nt
Organism: Notolabrus celidotus (New Zealand spotty)
Lineage: Eukaryota; Metazoa; Chordata; Actinopteri; Labriformes; Labridae
Gene: wnt5a
Product: wingless-type MMTV integration site family, member 5a
Exons: 5
Coding region: 1063-2199 (378 amino acids)
Biological process (GO): canonical Wnt signaling pathway; cell fate commitment; multicellular organism development
Cellular component (GO): extracellular region
Molecular function (GO): cytokine activity; frizzled binding
Source: RefSeq, a predicted model, not a curated record